UCAUUUGUGAUUUGUCAGCUGUCAGCCCAGUUCAUUUGUCAGCAAAUAUUGUUGUUUGGUGGUCGGUGAUACCGCUCUAGUCGUUUCUUCUUAUAGAUUUGGAUUGAUUCCAGAGUACUAUGUAAUGCAUUAAAAGUGCCAAUGGCUUACACUGUAAAAAAAAACUAUAUAAUGUAAUAAAAAUAACGACAGAGUGAACAAUAGUGAAUAUUGUGUAAUUCCAAUUGAACUGAAAAAGAAGUAAAAUCAAAAAUGAAUAUUUUAAGGACCCUUGCUAUAUCCUCUUUAUCAAUAUUUUCAGUUUUAUCAGUUUUGAUCUAUCUCAUGGGUAUCCUGAAUUUAUAUUUUAGCGACAGAAAUAAUUAUUGUGGUAUGACUUACAUGUUUGAAUAUCCUCAGUUUGUGAGGUUAUCCGUUCCUGAAAAUAACUAUUAUCCACGAUAUGGGUUGUAUGCAUACAGUGAAGGAAGGUUCACUGAACGAGCCAGAAAGAUGUGGUUUGAUGGAGUCCCUGUAUUGUUCCUGCCUGGAAAUUCAGGUAGUCACAUGCAAGCUCGAUCCUUGGCAUCCGUAGCUCUUCGAAUGUCCAUUUCGAGAGAAACUGAUUAUCACUUUGACUUUUUCACAAUAAGUUUCAAUGAAGAGGUGUCGGCUUUGUAUGGUGGUGUUUUGGGAAAGCAAACAAAAUUUGCAGCGGCAUCGAUAAAUGCAAUUUUAGAUUUGUACAAAGAAAAUCAAUACAGAAAAUCGGUACCUACUUCAGUUAUACUGAUUGGGCAUUCUAUGGGAGGAGUGAUUGCCAAAAGAUUGCUAGCGUGGCCUGGGACUAUAAACAAAACGAACAUAGCUAUUGCUUUAGCAGCACCACUCGAAGCGCCAGUCGUAAACUUUGACUUCAAAAUUAACGACUUCUAUAUGGAUAUGGACCAGGAAUGGAAUGAUAAUGUACGUUUAAAGGAAGAAGUGACAGAAGACAAGUUGCUGCUUAGCUUUGGUGGCGGGCCAAGGGAUGUGUUGGUGCCGUCUGGACUGACUACGGACAAAGAUAGUUACAUCAAUGCUUUGACUACAUCAAUCCCAGGCGUGUGGGUGUCUCCUGACCACGUCGGCAUUGUAUGGUGCAAGCAGCUAGUAAUGGCGAUCAAUAGAUUCCUCUUCUCCAUAGUGAAUCCAUCCACUGAACAGGUCUAUGAAAACAUGGAUUUCGUCAAGUCAAAGGCUAAGAUGUAUUUUGAGAGUAAUCGAUCGAUGAGUUUGAACCCACGCACAGCGCAUGCGAAUGCCACGAUGACCCCGGAUGCAUUUUGGUACGAGGAUAACAGGCGGGUGUAUCAAAUAUUACGCCCUGAAAUCGACAAAAUGACCUAUUUGAUGAUAAGGCUUGUUCAGUUCCCGCAAAAUCGAUUCGUCGCCGUCGAAACAGUGAACACGAGCGAUAGGGAUUGGGUGUUCGGAUGUAACGCUAAAGAUGUGUUCAACACACAUAGAUAUUGCGAGUCUGCAACAUCCCUAUCAGAAUUAAGUCGAUGGACUGGCUCGGUAUCUUCUUUCGGAAAGCGUAAACUAGCGACUAUAAACUUGCAUAGUUUAUCGAAGAUGUAUCCUGAUUGGACACACGUCGUCGUGAAAGUUUCACCAACCCGCAAACCUGUGAUUUUAAAUGUCGACAUAAACGACUAUGCGUCACGUCAGAUAACCGUCGAUUUGUCAUCCCCUCUGAACCUCGGGGAACUGGUCGUAAUACGACAAACGGAACCGGAAAGCUUGUACUAUGAGAUCAUACUGAACGGUUUCAAAAGCAUACAGCAAGCGUAUUUGCUGCACAUCAAACCGACGCCUGACUGUAAAGCCAGCCAGUACCACGUGUCAGCGGAAUUACACGUCCCAUGGGCCAAGAAUAAUGAGGCCUAUCAUUAUUUCACGCACGUAAAAAAAUCCCCGAUGAAGUUGCGACUGUUUAGAAGCAAGGAUAAUUCACAAUUCAACGGUGCUAUUGAUGAACCAGCGAAAGUGACCAUACUCUUGGACCCUCUAUGCACAUUCUCCGUGAGAAUUUCCGUAGCAUGGUACCACCGACUUGCACAAAUUGCUCGUCAUUACACACCAAUUCUCAUCCCUUACAUGGGCGGCAUUCUAUUAUUGGCAUUACGGAACACUUACAUAAAUAUACGUAAGCACGGUGUCGCUUUGCCCGUCCAUAUUGCUCUUACCAGUCGGGUGAUACAUCCACAUUUCUGUGUGUCAGUUAUCACAGUCGCCACUAUGGCGUUGGGGAAAUUAGAACCAUGGGCGCCGUUCUUCGUAACAGCUGGAUGGAUGAAUCGCGAAAUACACGUAUUGUUCGUGGAAACAAUAUCCGUGUUACUGAUCUACAUGGCCGCCCUGGGCAUACUGUACGUCGCCGCCGCUGUCAUACAAAUCAUGUUGAUGUUCUCUUCGCAGGUCACUCAUAAAUUCUUCUUUAGGAUCGUGUCGGCCGGUGCCGUCGGGUUCGCUGAGCGUAUCGCAUCAGGUUUGCAGAAAGUACCUCUGGUAGUGAGCAUUACGCUUAUGAUGGGAGCGACUUUGUCUUGCGGAGGCGCUUCCUUAGUCGCCGGCGCUGCUUUUUACGCUUUUAUGCUGUCGAAAAUGUACGAAGAAUACCUUGAGGAUUACGUUUACAAUAAAAUAGUGAAAUUUGCUUCGCGUAUGUGCUGCCUAUUGGUCAGAUCUAGAAGGUCGCCACGCGAAGACAACAAAGCUUCAGGAACUAACACGACUUCGGAAGCUAAACCAACUUCGGAAGAUAAUCCAGAUUCAGUAACUGAUCCAACUUCAGAUACUUUAGCGAAAGGUGAAAAUGAGACGAAAGCAAUUCAAAGGGCCGAUGGAAAUAAUCAUGGUGGUGGUGACAAUUCCGAUAACAUCCGAACUGAUUGUGAUAAUGACCGCAAUGUCGCUUCGGAGAAUGACGAAGAAUUGAAGGAACAACUAAACAGCCUUAAUUAUCACAUGUUACUGUUCCUCCUGUGGUUAAUGGUCACUAUUAUCAAUCUCCCUGCAUUGAUUACUUGGGCUAGAAAUUUCAAUGAAAACCCGCUACUCAAAUUCGAUACUUCUGGCCUGACCGGCAUGCUAAUGAGCGUUUGCACCGUCUGUCUGUUUCAAAUGAGACCACCAAAGAAGAAUUUGUAUUUCUACAAUCUUGUAAUACACAUGCUACUUAUUAUGGCUAUGAUUGUAUUCAUAUUGGGACCCACGGCAUUGUACGUUGUUAGCCAAGUGAUUACACUCAUAUUCACACUUAUUGCGAGUCAGCAGAUGCUAGACAAAACCGUAGAUGGUGUAUUCAUCGACACUUAUUUCACGGAUAACCGACCACAAGUUACGUAUACUGAUUUGCCUAUAAAUGAUAAUGAACUAGAAAUCAAUGCUGACAAUGAAAACAGAGAUGAUGAUGUAGCCGAGCCCUCAGCUGGAUCGUCAGCAGCUGCAUCGUCAACAGGUGCGUCGUCGUCGACUACGUCAUGCUCCACCGAGACAUCGGCUUCCGCUUCGUCACCAGGCCCUUCAUCAUCUUCUGCGUCAUCACCAUCAGCCGAAUCAACAUCCGCGGCAUCAUCAAACCCAUCACCAUCGACGAGCAACGACCGGGCUUCUAAUCCCGCACUUGACGAAUGCGACGAAAACAGCAUCAUGUAUAAAAUCAAGAUGCUCAAAGAAAAACUAAGCUUUCUUGAACAUACUUAGGCACUAUGGAAAUUGCAGCUGAUACUUAAAUGAGAUAAUGUUUUUUUGUUAAAGUAUUUUUUAAUAUUGUGAAGUACAAAUCUAUAUAUGUGAAGUAAGAAGUACUUCACUCACCCUGCAAGAGAUGAGCUUAUGUUGAGAUUAUUUUCGAUAUAAUUAAGUUUUAAUUGACUUUGUGUCCAAUGUUAAUUUAUUUACUUGAAUUAUUGAUAUGAGAUAUGGUUGUAUUAAUAACCAAAAUUAUUGGUAAUUUUUUACAAAACAAAAUAGUUAUGUUUUAAUAACAAAAAUAAUGUAGGUUUUUGAAAUCUCAAUUUACAUUUUUUUUAUAUUGACUAGUAUGUAAUUUGUAUGUAUUAAGAACCAUAUAAUCAAUAGACCAUAAUCCUUUAUUGGAAAAUUAAUAUUUAUGAGAUUACAGUAGUAUUUCUUAUAUUUAAAUGUAUGACAUACUCAAAUGCAUUUAUUAAUAAACAAUAAUUAAUCAUGAUGAUAAGUGAUGAAUACUAUUAUUACCAAAGAAGUAGCUACUAGGACAUCUGUGCCACAAAGGAUUCAUUGUUUGAUUGAAUGUUCUAUAUUAAUCAAUUUGUUAUAGUUGAUAUAGAUUAUUACAAGGCUGUCAAACCAGGUGGCCGGGAUGCGAAAAUCAGCCAUUACAGGCCAAUUAUAACCAAUUAGGUGGCCGGGGCGCCCAAAUAAGCCUGCUUGCGUCCUAGAGUCACAAACCCCUUGCGAUACUGGUUAGACAGCAAUGAUCUUAAACUUUAGUGUACCAGUUGUACAAUCAUUGAAUUAAUACUACAUAUGCUGAAGCAUUACUAGUUAAUUCAUAAUUUCAAAUCACAUUAAAAAUAAAAUAGGUCCUAAGAUUUUAACUGUCUCCAAUAUCUGUAUUAUGCUGGUAGCUAGAUUGUGAAUAAAUGGUAAUGCAAAUGAAA
Messenger RNA from Manduca sexta (tobacco hornworm), 4670 nucleotides. RefSeq names its product GPI inositol-deacylase (gene PGAP1). The transcript is spliced from 17 exons. Lineage: Eukaryota; Metazoa; Arthropoda; Insecta; Lepidoptera; Sphingidae. Gene Ontology annotation, cellular component: endoplasmic reticulum. The coding region runs from base 253 to 3729 and encodes 1158 amino acids. The record is from RefSeq and is a predicted model, not a curated record. Gene Ontology annotation, biological process: endoplasmic reticulum to Golgi vesicle-mediated transport; GPI anchor metabolic process. Gene Ontology annotation, molecular function: phosphatidylinositol deacylase activity.